Molecule: messenger RNA, 439 nt
Organism: Colletotrichum acutatum
Lineage: Eukaryota; Fungi; Ascomycota; Sordariomycetes; Glomerellales; Glomerellaceae
Exons: 1
Coding region: 266-421 (51 amino acids)
Source: RefSeq, a predicted model, not a curated record
AUGGGAUUCACCAUCUCCGAUGGCAAUGUAGUCCAACGUCUGAUAGCGUAGAAUAUUCCUGAUACUUUGCCCAAUCGUCCAUAAAUACCCUAAGGCGGAUGCGAGGUUGGCAUUCUAGUGUUUGGCAUAGUGCUUUCCUGAUGGUUUUGUAGAAUUACGUCUGGAUACGCCUUUCUGAAAAGGUAUAUUAUGAAGCUAUCCUCUCGGGUGCUGAGUGGCGUCGGUACUUUUGUACCCGGCUUUCUCUAACGCCGAUCCCGUUUUGAUGUUUUCAAAUGGGUGCAUUCUUUGGAUUCAAGUCGGUAUUUGGUUUUGGUUUAUUUUAUGCACUACGUGCGUAAAAAAGCUCACCCUAUAUAAGUAUAUCUCUAUAUACAAUUUCCUUUUGAUAGUGUAUACUAGCAUAUACGUAUCUCUUUAAGACAAAAGUCCAAGUCGG